AUGAACAGAACAAGGGUGAAAGCUAAACUAGAUUAGCAUCCUAAAAGGAUAAGAAUGUUGAUCUUCAAGGAGUUGUAAAUCAAAUUUUCAACUCUCAGAAAUGCUUCAAUUGAAAGCCGUAUCAACAAUCUUAUCAGCAAUACUAAUUGGAUUCUUAGCUUUAUCUUUAAUAGCUUUGGAAGCAAGUUAGUCCUGGACUAAAUAUAGCAUUGAACCAAUGAGCCAUUGAAUUUUUAGCCAUGAUCAAAGUCAAGUGACAUUCAAUAGGUUUUAAAUUCGAAUGCUAACAUUUGCAAUCACUUUUUUUAUUCUCAUGUAAUUAAAAAAAUAAGAUCUCAUUCUUAUAGUUAUAGGCUGCAAUAGUAGAAUAUGCACGUUACAGUCAAUGCUGGGUAAAAGCACUGAAGCAUAACCUGCGGUAAUGGCUAAGGCUAAGGUAACCACCCCAUGUUUCCAACAUCCAACUGAAAAAAACCGCCCAAUUCAAAACUUCCCUGUCCCAUAAUCUAGUAACUGCCAACUCUCCUACAUAAGCAAGACAUCCAACAUUUUUACACUUUUUUUCCUCUUUCAGUUCCUCAUUGUCUCUUCGCUAUUUUUUUUUUUUUUUCUGAAAAUGAACGUAAACAUUGAUUCUGAUCCUGGGUUUCGAUUCCCUUCUUCUCCUAGCCUACGUAACAUCCCGGACUUGCCUUCCUCGUCAAGCCAUGCUGUGAAUUAUGAUCCGAAUCCCCGCAAGAAACGGUCCAAAUUGAUAAAGAUCGACACUGGUCAAUUCCCAACUUGUUCUAGCACCGUUUCCAGGCCUAAAUAUACCAAAAAACCUGACCCUGGUGCACCAAAGAUUACGCGGCCUUGUACUGAAUGUGGGAAGAGGUUUUGGUCAUGGAAAGCACUUUUCGGACACAUGCGAUGUCACCCUGAGCGACAGUGGCGUGGAAUUAACCCCCCUCCUGAUUAUCGCCGGCCUGUUUCUCCUGUUAAGCAGACAAAUAAUGUCGAGGUCUUGAUGACUGAGGAGGAUCAUGAGAUAGCAGCAUCCUUGUUGAUGCUGGCUAAAGGUGCUGCUGCUAGUGAGAGCGAAUGUGGUACAAGUUAUCAACCUGGGGUUCAAGAAAAUGGUGCUUUUGGGGCAAAUUUGGGUGCAAAUUUCCGGUUCGAAUGUUCAAGUUGCAAGAAGGUUUUCGGGUCACACCAAGCACUGGGUGGCCACAGGGCUAGUCACAAGAAUGUGAAGGGUUGUUUCGCAAUAACAAGAAGUGACGACGGCUAUGUGAUUGAGGAUCAAAGCGGCAAUGAUGAUGGCUUUCUAAAAGAAAAUGUGGAAGACAAUAGUAAGGUGAUGAUGGUUUUGGGGCACAAGUGCAGCAUUUGCUUGAGGGUGUUCUCUAGUGGUCAAGCCUUAGGUGGGCAUAAGAGGUGCCAUUGGGAGAAAGGUGAUGAAACAUCAAUGAACCAAGGGCUCAACCUUUUGGCAGCAAGGGGAGAUCCCGGUUUGGACCUGAAUUUGCCUGCUCCUGUUGAAAGUGAUACAUCUUCUUCUUAUUCUUCAGGCCUAGCUUUGGAUUUGAGGUUAGGUCUCUGAAGAAAGCUUGAAUUCUCAUUUUCCCAGGCAUGAUCUUUGCUGAAGUUGUAUGUAUGUGACUUGUAACCUAGGAUUAGAAUUAUUCUGUUUACCUGAUAUUUGACAGUGUAUUUAUUUUGUUCAAUAACAUUUUCAGUUUUAUUUGGUUAAUUCUUUGAUUUAUGAAAUCGAAUGAAUCAGAGUAAGUAUAUAAUAGUUUUCAAUCCUCCCAUCCCAACACUCCCUUUGCUUUGGUUGGUCCAAUGUUCCACUAUGAAUAGAAAUAAUCCUGAGUUCAGAGCAGCUUUGUUACAUUGAUCCCUCUCAAUGAUAGAAUCUUUGGAGACUUGGUCCACUCUUUUAUCUUCUUUUUUUCAACCACACAGCUCGAAUCUGAUCAUUAUUUGCGGCAAUUCGACUUUUAAGAUUCUUGUGAUCAACUUCUUGAUCACCCAACUUUUCUGCAUAUCACCAUUGUCUUAAAAGUCAACAUUCUUAUAGUUGUCUGAGAAGAGAGAAGAAUAUUGGACCACUAUAUAUGUGCUUCCUCUUGAAUCAAAAGCUUCAGUAAGUUUUUGUCUGAGCA
Molecule: messenger RNA, 2150 nt
Organism: Durio zibethinus
Lineage: Eukaryota; Viridiplantae; Streptophyta; Magnoliopsida; Malvales; Malvaceae
Product: zinc finger protein ZAT3-like
Source: RefSeq, a predicted model, not a curated record